Leucoraja erinaceus (little skate) is the source of this 1749-nucleotide messenger RNA. RefSeq names its product low choriolytic enzyme-like. The coding region runs from base 440 to 1717 and encodes 425 amino acids. The transcript has 14 exons. The record is from RefSeq and is a predicted model, not a curated record. Lineage: Eukaryota; Metazoa; Chordata; Chondrichthyes; Rajiformes; Rajidae. Gene Ontology annotation, biological process: proteolysis. Gene Ontology annotation, molecular function: zinc ion binding; metalloendopeptidase activity.
GGCUGCGGACCGGCGCCUCCCAGCGCCUCGCGCGCGGCCGGGUGUCGAGUGUAGGCGGCUACCGGGCGAUCUCCUUCGGGCCGCGGCAGUCAGUGCCACGAGGAUUGGUGUCCGCCAUCGCGUCUUUAGUGGAGCUGAGGGAGGCCAGCAGAGGUCUCCAACUGGACAGAAUUUUCGGAGGGACCGGAAGCGGUCCGACGCAGAGUCGGAGAUGUCACCAAACGAAAAGCAGAGAGUCUGAUACUAGCAGAGGAGAGCGUCCAGCGCCCGCUGUUUUGCCACGAAAAGCACAUUUUCCAACAUGAUGGUGUGUGUUGUCUUCUGGAUCAAUGUAAAAAGCUGAAGCUACUACACACUUUAUUGCCUACAACAUUUAACAAACUACAUCAUUCACCCCAUUCAACUAAGGCAUCCUGCUUAAUAGCACGGAGGGGAGAAGAUGGAUUUGACAAUUACAGUGCUAUUAACCGUAGCCCUGAGAUGCAUUCAUUCUGUACUGAUGGACUACAAGAAUUCAACUUUAAAAGAUGGUUUGAAAAGCAAAGAAACUGAACAAGAUGUGUUUAGUAUAAUUUUAAAACAGAACAAAGAACUACUAAAGCAGACGGGAAAUAAAAUAAUUCAUUUUGGCGAUGUUCUAGUUGAUAAAUCCAGAAAUGCUAUGGUCUGUAACUGGAAACCAAAAAGUUGCUUAUGGCCCGCUUCCAAGGAUGGGAAUGUUUAUGUACCAUAUAUAUUAUCUAGCGAUUAUGAUGAGUUCGACAAAAUGAUAAUUCAAAAUUCGCUGGCUGAGAUCAGUUCUUUAACAUGUGUGAAAUAUUACUACAGGCGACAUAAUGAACCUGCAUAUAUUUCUGUUAAACCAAAGAAAGGGUGCUAUUCAUAUGUAGGUUACCAAAAAAAGGAAAGGUCGCUAUCAUUGGAAAAACCAGGUUGUGUACAUUUCGGUGUAGUAGCACAUGAAUUUUUGCAUGCAAUUGGUUUUCAGCAUGAGCAAUCCAGAAGUGAUCGUGAUGAACAUAUCACAAUCUUUCAGGAUAAUAUUAUUUCUGGGCAGGAAUAUAAUUUUAACCGACUAAAUACAAAUAAUCUUGGCACAAAAUAUGACUAUGGAUCAAUCAUGCACUACGGCAAAACCGCAUUUGCCAAAAGUGGAACAAUUACUAUGGUACCAAAGCCAGAUCCAAACGUUGAACUAGGACAGUAUUUAGGCCUUACCACCACAGAUGUUUAUAAGAUUAACAAACUGUAUAACUGUGUUAAAUGUGGAAAUAUGUUAAUUAAGAUGUCUGGAAGUUUUACCUCCCCAAAUUUCCCAGCGGACUAUCCCAAUAAUGCUGACUGCAGGUGGAUAAUUAGAUCAAAACGCAGAUACAAGAUCCUCUUGGAAUUCUCUUCAUUUGCCAUAAAAGAAUUUGCAGCUUGCCUUGGUGAUCAUGUAGCAGUUUACGAUGGUGCAAAUAAGCUUGCAAAAAUCCUUGUAAGACCAGCUUGUGGUGCAGAAAAUCCAGCAGCUCUGUCAUCACGUAAUGAGUUACUUAUUACAUUCAGCUCGACCAGGCGAUUACCAGCACGUGGUUUCAGUGCUAAUUAUAAAUUUGUUGUGUGUGGGUUUAUGAUAAAAAGCAGAAAAGGAACUAUUACCAGAACAUCUACCCGCUUCAGGGACACGCACUGUUUUUGGGUCCUGCUCACCAGAAUAAAUCGCCAGGUCUGAACCUAACUUACUGAAACAUUUGAUUUCAAAGA